AAAGCAUGCCAAAAAGGUGCCGCCCCAUGCGGAUUCUCCGAGAAACUUUUGGCAGGAGAACAAUGCAAACGCCUCUAAACCCCUAAUAAGGAAGGAAGGAUACGAGGAUACCGUCUGGCCGACCACUCUAAACCCAUGAUAAGGAAGGAAGGAUCUAGCGUUUAGCGUCUUGUGUGCUGUAGAUCCUUGUUCAGCAUGUUGUUCAGGAUCUAGCCCUAGCCCUGCUAGCGUCUUGUCUUGGUGCAUGCAUAACGCACCCAUUGGUACAAAUUUUGGCAUGGGUGGGUUAACCAUAUCUUACAGAGAAAUUGUUUUAGUGUGUAUUUGGUGGACUUUGAACACAAUCUGCGAGUUUUGGAAUGUUAAGCAGAACAACUUGGCGGCACAGCCGGCGAUGUCCGUAGAAGAUGCUGCAACCUCUGUGUGGUGCCGUGGUUCUAAUUACACGGAGAGGAUGUGCAUCUUUAGAAAUCUUUAUUACAGAGGGGACACUGGGGACUUUAUCUUUUUUCAUGGUCAGAAGUCUUCUGCUUUGGGACUCGUUGAAGGCAGACUCGAAGUGGCAGAGCUAUCUUCUAUUUCUGACCACAGUGCUUUGUAUUUCACUUACACGGAUAUGCCGAUUAACGAACUCUCUCGUUUUCACAUAUCAACGGUACAGUUUACUACGCUGAUUAUGAGCAGAUUAAACCCGGACAACAUAAUGCAUGCGAUUCAUGACGACUUGGUACCUAUAUUCUCUACCGCCCGUGAACUUUGCGCGUGCGAGACUUGCGCGGAAAUUCAUUCUUACCUGAGCAGCUUAACUGUAUUUUUCGCGGACAGUCGACAAAAAGGCCGAUACUGGGAACUGUACAGAAUGUUGCUUCCCAAAUCACCCAUAUUGGGUGUGAGUUUAAAGUCGUCACAGUUGGUACGCCUUGAGAAAGCUAUAGUGGGACUCAGGAAAGAGAGUACAUGGUAUCAGUAUGGAUUCAAAAGUCCACAAGGGCCAAUACAGGAACACUUCUCACAGGCACGGUUGGAAGUUGCACAAUUUGUCGAGUAUUUCCGUAAUGCUGCAGGAGUGAAGCUAGCUGCAAAGAGCAGAGGCUGUGCAGUCUUUUUAAAGAGAACACAAAACAGACGUGUGCUCAAUGAAGACGCUCUGUUGGCUAUGGUCAGGAGGUAUACCGGUCUUGAAACCAUCGUACUGGACAUAAACAGCGAACCCAUGUCGUACGUUAUAAAACUAAUAAGCAGAGCAGACAUGCUCACUGCCAUGCAUGGUUCAGCACUCGUAUUGUCCAUGUUCCUGAAACCAAAUUCUGCAGUAUUGGAACUGUUUCCUUACGGAAUAAACCCUGAGCAUUAUACUCCAUACAAGACGCUAGCCCAUUUGCGAGGCAUUUUUUACUUAUCAUGGAGAAACACGAAUAAAAGCAACACUGUCGCGCAUCCAAAUCGCAAACCACACUUAGGAGGUAUCAUGCAUCUUUCACCGGAAGAACAGCAGAAGGUCUUGGACAGUGACAAGGUCCCUCAACACCUUUGUUGCGAGGACCCAGAGUGGUUAUUCCGAAUCUAUCAGGAUACAGUAGUGGACAACUCAAUCGUGCCACUUCUAGAAAAGAUUAGACGUGCAAGACAAGACUACACUCAUCCUCCACGAGUUGACAAACUACUCCCAGGAUUUGUGAGAGAUGUCGAAUGUCUCGUAGAAGAGGUCGGCCACCUGUUGGUUCGCUGGAAGGAACCGUGGAACACAAACUAUGUUACAGACAGUGACUGUCAAUACGAAGUGUGGCUACAAACUGAAAGUGGAGUAACUGCAGUGAAGACACGAUGCUGUUACUAUAGUGUCAACAUAAACGAGACAGUGUUGAAAAUUUGGGUUCGAGCAAUUUGUGCGGGAAACAUCGGGGGAUUUAACGUAUUCCCUGCUCAAUGCUCGGUGGAGUAGAUCAAGAUCACAUGUGACUUUCAUGUUGCUUUGGCAUUGUGGUGCAGUAGCUGCUUUUCAGAAUCAAGUUCUGCUAAUUUGUUUGAGAAAUUAAAGCUUUUUCUGUGACAUAUGGUCAUCAAAAUUUGUCUACUGGUGUAUAAUUUGUUAAAAUCGAAUGAUUCUAUACAGGAUUUUAUGUCGCACAGACAUAUUUUCAAAUGGGUUCACACCUUGAUAAUGGACCACCACUGAGGUCAUGUGGGACAAUCAAUGUAUCGUUAUCAUGUUUGGUCACAGCUGUACACAUUUAUUAUGAAGACAAAAUUUGCAUUUGUUUUCGUUUUUCAUGGUAACAGCCGUGUGAUCACGUGACCCACAAUUUCCAAGUCAAAGCGUGUCAGCCAUUUGUUUUAAGUGUUUAUAGCUGCUAUGGCUCGUUGUUUUACCAGUGUUAUUAAGAAAUGUGGUGACUUUUAUACUACAGCCAGUUUGUGUGGCCAUACCUUGUAAACUGUAAAAAGUUAACUCUGGAUAAAAUAAAUGUCAUUUAGUUGAUGCA
Messenger RNA from Ornithodoros turicata, 2483 nucleotides. Its product is annotated as protein O-linked-mannose beta-1,4-N-acetylglucosaminyltransferase 2-like. NCBI's taxonomy places the organism in Eukaryota, Metazoa, Arthropoda, Arachnida, Ixodida, Argasidae. Gene Ontology annotation, biological process: protein O-linked glycosylation via mannose. The record is from RefSeq and is a predicted model, not a curated record. Gene Ontology annotation, cellular component: endoplasmic reticulum. The coding region runs from base 245 to 1942 and encodes 565 amino acids. Gene Ontology annotation, molecular function: protein O-acetylglucosaminyltransferase activity. The transcript has a single exon.